Molecule: messenger RNA, 2502 nt
Organism: Fusarium keratoplasticum
Lineage: Eukaryota; Fungi; Ascomycota; Sordariomycetes; Hypocreales; Nectriaceae
Exons: 1
Coding region: 1-2502 (833 amino acids)
Source: RefSeq, a predicted model, not a curated record
AUGAAGUCGGACUCCAACUCGCAAACCUUGGUCCCCUCAGGGGACGAUGAGCCUCAGCCUGGACAUGGAACUCGCUUAAAUGUCACCAAAGAUGAAAUCCUUGAAGUCGUCAACAUGCACAAGCGCUUCUGCAUGCCUUCCGUUGCACCGGGGGUUGAGGUCACUGACCUGCCGAACUUGGACGACAUCACGCCUUAUGAAGUGAGCGAGGAGAUCCAGGAACGGCUCUGGGCUUCCGAGGUCAUUCGACUCCGCGAUGUUGUCACCAGCAUUACGCCGUUGGAGUUCAAGGGAAGCGAGGCUCUGGCUGUUGACUCAAAAAGGUCGUACGAGAUGCUCGCCGAUAUGGCCGACCAUAUCUGGCAAGCCGUCAACAUUGCCAUAUACGACGGCGAGAGCAUUCUCGCGCUGCACAUCAAGGAUCUGUGCAAGGUUGACUUCUUGAAGAGCAGCCGAGUUGUUCUUGACUAUCUAUGUGACAAGGAGGAAGAGGACGAUACCGUGGAUGAUUCCGGCGAGACCAAGUUGCGCUGCAGCCGCGAAGAUUCCUUCGACUUUGUCAACUAUUGCACUGCCGUACUAGCUCGAGUACUGUGCGCUGCAGCCGAUGGGAAGUCUUUUCACCUCCACAUUCUUGCCAACUUGGCCAAGAUAUCCGCCAAAGUAAAGAUUGUGUCAACAAGGCUGCAGGAAUGCGCUCAGAUCUCCAUCGACAACGGUGUUCCAGAUCGCAACAUGCGGGCACCAAAAGAGUACGAUGUUCGUGGACGACAAGGCGCCAAUCAAAUGAUGGACAAGGGCUUCGCAUGCAUUGACCUUGACCUUGACAUCGAGCCCCUAGUUGAAGGCAUGCGAAACUUGCGGGGGGAGCUUGCGCCGCUGGAACCCUCGAGCAAGAAGGAUUCCAUGCGGAGCGUUUACUUCCUCCAGUGUGCUAAGUAUCGACUCAACAUCUUUAAUCUGCUUCGCUGCAUCCUAGUCCCUCUACGCGGAACGAAUAAACUGAUGACGAAGUCGGUCACCUCAUACGAACUCUGCUCAAUGGUGUAUGGUACGGGCUUCGAGCACUUUCGCACGCUCGUCUUUCAGGACAACGAAAACGACUUCCUCGGCACCUCUGACACGGAGAUGGUCAACUGCGCUAGGAGCUCGUUCGAUUUGCUUAAUCAGACCGUGAACUAUGUCCAGGCGUCAGUAUCUACACGUAACCAGCCACCAGGUACCACGCCUAGCGGCUCGAGUGGCAUGGUCAAUCAGCCCGAGAGCAUCGUUUCCGACGAUUCGAACCAGUCGGUUGUCACCCGUGUCUCAUGGAGCUACGCACCUGAUGGGCGCAAUAGCGAGAACGCGCAAACGUGUGACCCUCUUAUACUCAAGUCCAUGAGCCACGCUAUAACAGUCAUGAUCCCCUUGAUCAUGACGAGCCCAACGAUAGUGUGCUCCGUGAGCGAGUUCAUCACCACGGCCAUUUUUACCGAGCUUCAGAACGAGCGGGAGAAGAACCCAAUAAAACCGCGCGAGGUUGGCAAAUACAUGGCCUUCUUUUGCCUCACCACGGCCGAAUAUGAUGUCGAGCAGCGCAAUCGCGGCCCGGGCGAGCCCAGGUCUCUCUCGAAAGCAUUAAUGCAGCGCAACAACUUGUUCGCCGGAAGGCAACUCGCCGACAUUGGUCGCGAGACUAGCUUUCCUUUGGAUGCAGCCAAGGCAACCUCGCAGAUGUCAGAUGACGACCAGACAACCCCGGAACGUAUUCAACGUCACCAGUUGGAGCUCGACAACUUUAGCAACACGAUGAAGCCUUGGGUACUCGAGGAAAAGGGCGUCAUGGUGCAUUGCAGGCUGUAUGUCUCGUUACUCAUGCUCCUCUGCGCCGUGCUCGUUGCCGGCGGAGUGUCCAUUGGCGUGGCUGUCGGGGAGCGAAUUACGGGCGUGGACCCCUUCAACAUCACCACGUACUGCUGGGUGCUGGCCGCCUUUGUACUGCUCGUGGCAAAAAGCGUUCGUGUUCAAAACUGGCCUUGGAAUGACUUCCUACACGGACGUGUCUUGUGCAAGAGCGUAUCGGAGCUAUCCUCGGUGACUGGCGUCGACGAGCAGCUCAUCCUUGCCAAGCUACUACAGGACGAGUCCAUCUCGGUCCUCCAGACGCGAGGCCCGUACAACACAGUGUUCAAUCGCAAGUCGGAAGACAGCUUCUCCAUUGACAGACCACUGAGCACGUGGACGAUGCUGCUGAGCGGACUGAUCAUGAUUGAGGUUGAUACCGUGCGUGGGAGAGGCCUCGUCUGUCUUGACCUCCGCAGGGGAACCAAGUAUGGGUUGGUCCAGAACAUGGGGGCUUACGAAAUCGAGGGCAAUGAGUUUAUUCGCUGCUCUCGACUGCCGAAUGAGAAGGAUAAAGAGGCGCAUGGGGACCCAAACAGAAUCCGACUCGACAAGGGAAACUUGAUUUGGUUGCGCGCUCUUGGUUUCUAUGGGAACAAACAUGCCAAGUUCAUCUAG